AUGCGCUCUAUUUGCAACAUUUAUACAGAUUAUACAAUUGAUGCUAAACAGCGUCAUGAACUGAUCACCGUAUCUGAUCAGUUCAUAAUGAUCAUACGAUGCUGUGCCAUGGUCAAGAAAAAAGAGGAAGAAAAAAUCAAACAGCAAUAUGAUACUUGGAAGUUGUUGAAGUGCUGUUGUAUCUUGAUAUAUCAAGGCAUAUUUGGUAGGAAAAUCACUAUCCCAAACUUUGAAGCAUCGCUUAUCCCACUGCCGAUUGUAUUUUCAAUUACCAUUAAUACUAUUAACACACUGGUUGUUUUAGUUUUUGGCAUUACAUGCAGAGGGCUGGAAAUUUCUAUUUUUAGGUUUAUUAAGGGAUUUUUUACAAGAUUCAUUUUGAUAAAUUCAGUUUACAUUGUGUUUGGUGUCACUCUUGCCAUCACAUUACAGAUCAAGCCAGAUCACACAUUCCUCGCGUGCAAUGCUACUCUAAUAGUCUUUGCGAUAUCACUGGCAGUCUAUUGCCUAGAAAUAUUUGAACCAAGAUUUACUUUUGUAAUUUUUAUACUCACAACAACAAGAAAGAUUUUAGAGUCAAUGCCACCCGAAGAAAACACCUGGAGAAAAUCUAUUCUUAAGCUAUAUGUGAUUAUUGUUCAGCUGGUUGUAUUUAAAAUCUUCAGAUCAUCCAUCUUCUGCGACUUCUAA
Vittaforma corneae ATCC 50505 is the source of this 690-nucleotide messenger RNA. RefSeq lists its product as uncharacterized. The transcript has a single exon. The record is from RefSeq and is a predicted model, not a curated record. The coding region runs from base 1 to 690 and encodes 229 amino acids. NCBI's taxonomy places the organism in Eukaryota, Fungi, Microsporidia, Nosematidae.